AUGGUGCUUCACCAAUAUGAUUACAUCUUUGCCAUUGGCACUUUGUUUGCCAUGCUAGAUGCCUACAACAAUGGUGCAAACGAUGUGGCAAACGCCUGGGCUACCAGCGUCUCGUCUAGAUCCGUCACCUACAGACAGGCCAUGGUCUUCGGUACGGUCUUCGAAAUGCUAGGCGCUAUCUGCGUCGGUGCUCGUACGGCAGACACCAUCAAGAAUGGCAUCAUCCCUAACUCCGCCUUCCGUGAUAACGCCGGCGUCCAGAUGCUCGCCUUCACCUGCGCCCUCGCCGCCGCCUCCUCCUGGGUUAUGUGGUGCACCCGACACUCUGCUCACGUUUCCUCCACAUAUUCACUCGUUUCUGCCGUUGCUGGUGUUGGUGUUGCAACCGUUGGUGCCUCGCAAGUCCAGUGGGGCUGGAACAAUGGCAAGGGACUCGGCGCCAUUUUUGCCGGCCUCGUCAUGGCUCCUACCAUCUCUGGCUGCUUCGGCUCCAUCAUCUUCACGCUCAUCAAAGUCAUCGUGCACAUGCGGAAGAAUCCCGUCCCAUGGGCCGUCUACAGCUCUCCGUUCUGGUUCCUUCUCGCGUCCACUCUCUGUACGCUUUCCAUCGUCUACAAGGGUUCUCCCAAUCUCGGUCUCAACAAGAAGCCCAGCUGGUACAUCGCCGCUGUCACUAUGGGCUGUGGUGGUGGUGUGUGCCUCCUCUCCGCUCUCUUCUUCGUUCCCUACUUGCGUGCCAGGGUCAUCAAGAAGGAUUACACUGUCAGGUGGUACAUGUUCUUCCUGGGCCCUUUGCUCUGGAAUCGCCCCGCACCUGAAGAUGCCGAAACCGCCCAUAUCCCCAACUACGCCGUCGUGCAGGACGACGAUGAUGAGGGCAACGAGAAGAAGAACGCUGCUCUCGGUGGCUCUCCCAAGUCUGUCGCCGAGUCUAACCUUACCGCCAACGACCUCCAGAUGCCCGAGCCUGCCCACAGCGACGGCGAAAAGGAAUUGGUUAGCAACGAAGCCAAGCAGUUGUCCUACAAGGAGAUUGCUGCGCAAGGUGAUCGCCGACUCCGCGAAAAGCUCAUAAAGAAACGCGCUCCUAUCGGAUGGGCUCUGCGUACUCUGCGUGACAAUCCCAUGGGUCCCGGCCAGAUUUACGAGCUGCACAACAUCAAGAUGCUCGCCAAGCGUAUCCCCGCCAUGAUCGUCUGCGGUCUCCUCUACGGUUUCCACUACGAUAUCCACGCCGCGCAGACCGGUAUCGCGGGUACCCCCGAUGGCCAGCGUAUGCAACGUGUCUACGCCCAUGCCAAGAAAUAUCCCAACGAAGUCGAGCACACCUACUCGUUCAUCCAGGUCCUCACUGCCUGCACGGCUUCUUUCGCGCACGGUGCUAAUGAUAUCGGCAAUUCGGUCGGUCCCUGGGCCGUCAUCUACUCAGCCUGGAAGACUGGCAAUGCCGCCGCUUCCAAGGCCCCCGUCCCCGUAUGGCAACUCGCCGUCCUUGCUGCCAUGAUUUCGGUGGGCCUCAUAACAUACGGUUUUAACAUCAUGAAGGUCAUGGGCAACAAAAUCACUUAUCACUCUCCCAGCCGUGGCUGUUCCAUGGAAAUGGGAGCUGCUCUCACUGUCCUUAUCUUUUCCCAGUACUCCCUCCCUGUCUCGACGUCCAUGUGUAUUACCGGUGCCACUGUCGGCGUCGGUCUCUGCAAUGGGACAUGGAGGGCUGUUAACUGGCAGCGAGUGACUCUGUUGCUUAUUUCGUGGUUCGCCACGAUCCCCGUUGCUGGCACCCUUGGCGGAUGCUUGAUGGGUCUCUUCAUUAAUGCCCCUCACUUCUUUUAG
This is a messenger RNA of Scedosporium apiospermum, 1833 nucleotides long. Its product is annotated as putative Sodium/phosphate symporter. Gene Ontology annotation, cellular component: membrane. The transcript is spliced from 3 exons. NCBI's taxonomy places the organism in Eukaryota, Fungi, Ascomycota, Sordariomycetes, Microascales, Microascaceae. Gene Ontology annotation, biological process: phosphate ion transmembrane transport. The record is from RefSeq and is a predicted model, not a curated record. The coding region runs from base 1 to 1833 and encodes 610 amino acids.